This is a messenger RNA of Caenorhabditis angaria, 2234 nucleotides long. NCBI's taxonomy places the organism in Eukaryota, Metazoa, Nematoda, Chromadorea, Rhabditida, Rhabditidae. The record is from the annotation of a GenBank genome assembly.
CUGUUAUUUGUUUGUUAUUCAUCUGCUGUUUUUUGUCGCUGGUCAUCAUUCGAUAAUAAGUUUAGUUAUUUGUUUUUAUUUUUUAAUAUGACAUAAAUGUUUAAUCGGUUUUUUUUUGUAAAAAAUACAGUAAUUCUUUCAGAAUGGACAUGGAGAUGACGCUUCACUUUUCCUACCAUGAAACCAUACUUUUCAAAUGGUGGAAAACCUCAUCGAUUUUCGGUAAGUUCUCCAGACCCAAAAAAAUCCAAAUUUCCAACAAAAAAAUUAAGGAAUCGCGGUGGCCAUGUUUGUCACCUUCAUUUUUUGCAUUUUAUACGAGGGUUGUAAAAAGUUACGACUCCACUUGGCUGUUCAACACAAAAAACGAUUGAUUGACGAAUCUUUGGCGAAUCGUGAAAAUUCGGAAUCCGUUGAACUUGAAUCAGAUCUUGCAGAGAACUCAAGAAAAUUCUGGAAUACUCAUCGAGUUAUUCAAGGUUUACUUUUUGGUGUUCAGGUGAGCUAAGCUAUCACGUGGAAACUUCAUAGAUUUCUUUUUUAUUUUAGACUCUCAUCGCUUACACAUUGAUGUUGAUUGCGAUGACCUACAAUUUGAAUUUGAUAAUUGCUUUGGCGAUUGGAGAAGCUGUUGGCUAUUUUAUUUUCACAGGUAGUCCAUUUGUUGAUAAUCAGAUGGCAGAUUGUUGUUAAAAUAAAUUAUUUUCAGUAAAGUUGACAGUAAAAAAAGAAUUGCUAUAAAAAUAAACAAUUUAUAGUUGAGUGUCAUAUUUCUUAAAGUAAACCAUUUUUAUUCCCAUGAUUUUCAGUUUUGUUAUUUUAUCCUUAUGUUUUUCAAUUAUCUCAGGUUCUAUUGAACAAGAGGGUUUGAAACUUGAAUAUUAUACAGAAUAUGAGAAAAACCAAACAAUAAAACUAAAAGAUAUAAUCAAAGAUCCAAUUUUAAGAAAACGGUGGUUUGAGUGAGUUAUAUCUUUUCAAUUAAUAAUAUCAAAUAUAAUUUUGAAGUGGUAUAUCAGAUCAUGUUGUUGUUAGCAUAGAUAAUAUCAAGAAGAGGUAUUAUAACAAUGGUUGGCUUGCAGUCAAAAUGCAAAUUUCAUUAGUGAGUUCUAUAAUUGCAAAGCUGAGAAUUUCUAGAAAGUUUUAGACAUGGGUUAAUAAAAAUUUCAAUUGGCACAAUGCAGAUAUAACUUCACUAAAUAUGAAUAUUGAUCCAAGUUUGUUAGAAUUUAUCGGAAUAAAACUAAAACUAUUUAAGAAUUUGUCAAUAAGUUCUUAUAAAUACUCGCUUACAACAAGUAAUUCUACAAAGAAAUCGUAUUGUUUCGAAAAGAAAAAUGACAAUUCUUCUUUCACAACUCUGCAAAUAGACAUUAUAGAUGAAUUUGAUUGUGAAUCUUCUUUGAACCAAGUGUACUUCCCACAUGAUAUUCGAUAUUGCAAAAUACUUGUUUUUGUUGAUGAUGAGACAUGGAGAAUAACUUUUGAUUCAAAUCUUGACGAAGAUCCCAGGUGCCACGAUAAAAAUACGUUUUUUAUGAAUUAUCGACCUCCACUGUGUGAGAAUACAGAUGAACAUAAUUGUUUAUAUGGAUCAAAAAUAGGGAACAACUUUGGGAGUAUUCGUGUGAAAUAUACAUAUAUAAACAAUGUUUUUCAAUUAUUCUUACUUCCUGCAAUGGUAAACGACGCAUUUUUUAAAUAUUCAUGUAAAUAUUUUUAUAGUUAUCUCUGGCUUUCAAUGUAUCAUCAUUUUUACUUUCCUCCACUAUUGUGUCAUCUUAUAUGCUGAUAAUAACUGUUUUCAUACAAUUUAUGCAUUAUCUACAAAUGCAAAAACUUACCACAAAAAGAAAACACUUGCCUUACAAUGUCAAACUUUACAUAUUUGUAAUGCUUGUUACAGAUGUUUUAUGUUUGGCUCAAUUGGUUUUUCUGAAAAUCUCAAAAGCAACACUUUAUAUACCGAAUACUCAUAAUUGUAUAAUUAAUUUGGAUAAUGUUCCAGAAAAAUGGAAAUUUAAAAGAGGUUGAGUUAUCUUCGACAUUUAAUUUGAAAUGUAUAAUUUUCAGAUCACAGUAUGUUAGUUUUGGUUGUUUGUGAACUUCGCAAAGUUUUUCUUGUAUUCACAAUAAUUAUUGUUAAUAUUUUUAUGAUUUACAUGAUAUUUUUCAUCAACAAUAUAACAGAACAAGACUACAGAACAAAAAGUCCCCCUGAAUAUGAUGAUUAA